This is a messenger RNA of Coccomyxa subellipsoidea C-169, 1948 nucleotides long. Its product is annotated as DUF212-domain-containing protein. The coding region runs from base 1 to 1392 and encodes 463 amino acids. NCBI's taxonomy places the organism in Eukaryota, Viridiplantae, Chlorophyta, Trebouxiophyceae, Coccomyxaceae. Gene Ontology annotation, molecular function: ubiquitin-protein transferase activity. The transcript has 10 exons. Gene Ontology annotation, biological process: protein ubiquitination. The record is from RefSeq and is a predicted model, not a curated record.
AUGGAGGAGAGGUUCUUAUGUGCUGAUGUCACACUGGCUGACGUGAGGCUAUUGGGAUCUGGGGGACCGCCUGCGCUAGCUGCAGCAGCUGUUGUCGUCCUUCCACAGCUGAAUGGGCAUGGGAUCGGAGAGCUGCUAGCCAGGAAUUAUGUAUUCAAGGCCGGAUUCUGCGCCUGGCUUUUCGCACAGACUGCCAAGAUCUUCACCAGGAGGUUGAAGAAGGGCGUUUGGGACAUCAGGGCCAUUGUGGAUUCUGGUGGCAUGCCGUCAUCACAUUCAGCGCUCUGCACAGCAGUGACGACAGCGGUGGGAUUGGAGUUUGGGCUGGCGAGCUCUCUGUUUGCUGUCUCCCUCUGUUUCACCCUCAUAACCAUGUACGAUGCCACCGGCGUCAGAUAUCACUCUGGGAAGCAAGCUGAGGUUCUCAACAUUCUGGUGGAGGACGUGAUGCAGGGGCAUCCAGUCAGCGAGCAGCGCUUGAAAGAGGUCUUGGGCCACAACCCACUAGAGGAGAUAUUUGAGGAUCCGGUGGUGGCUGCGGACGGCUUCACCUAUUCGCGCGCAGCCAUUGGAAAGUGGCUGAAAGAUGGUCAUGACACAUCCCCCAUGACUAACCUGCCGCUUGACCACAAGUACGUGUGUCCCAACAUGGCUGUGCGGCGUGAGGCGCUGGAGUGGAUGAAAGCAGACUAUCGCAAUGCUGGGGAGACGCCCGCAGAAGCAGCUGCCAGGAACGUCCUGAGGGAGCUCAAGAUUGAGAUUGCCCCCAACCGCUUCAAGUACCUGUGCCAUGCCUCUCUGCUGUGGCAGUUCAGGCACCAGGAACCCAAAGGGAACGGCACGGCUGACGUGGCGCUUGCGUUCACCGCUGAGCUGUCGCCGGAGGAGCGGCAGGCGAUAAGCUUUGACACCACAGAGUAUGAGGAUGCGAAAUGGGUGGACCCUGCUUCCAUCAUCCAAGAUGCCUCCUUCCACACUGCACUGCGCAGGUCAAUGCAGCACAUUGUUAUCCGCAAGCGCACAGAAGAGCUGCAUGCAGCCGUUGAGGCCGCUGCAUCAGAUGAGGAGAUCGCCCAACUGGCGCGCGUCGCCAACCAGGCAAGCAUUCCCUCAAUAGAAUACCCAGCAGAAACUUACUUGCGGCUCUCCAAAAUCUCCAAAGAUGGCAUCUUGUGUGGGAUCCAGACGCACCUGGCAUACGCCAGGAACAGCGCGCAGAAGGUGCUCGUGGACAUUGAGCGCCGGCCGCACGCCAAAGUGCGCAGCUACAGCAGCAGCCAGGAGAGAGAACUCCUCAUGAAGGCUGCGCAGGCCGCGGAAACCGCCGCCGGCCUGAAUGCCGGUGCCGGGCUGGGCUCCUGGAUCUACAAGAGCCUUGGCCUCGCCAGCUGAGUGGCUGCUAUUUGACACGCCUUAUUCAAAUUUGAAUAUACUCGCAGAAAUUAUCAUGGGCUUGAAUGGCAGGGCUCCAUGCAGCCUCAAAGCGCUUGUGCUCCACUCGACACGGUCCUGAUGAUGACGCGUUUGUCAUCUUAGUAAGCUACUGAGAGGCUUCGCUUGAUCACACUCACAAAUCACCGGCCAUCAGAAACAAUGUCUGCGUGCUUUGGAAGCGAUUGAGCAUUUUCUUACUUGAAUAUUGCAGCAUGGUGAUCAUGAAGACCGGUUCAAAAUAUUGUAUAAGUUAUUGAAACAAUUGCAGCUUGCUAAUAAGUGAAGCAAUUUUGUUGAAGAAGUAGUUAAGAACAUCUGCACCAAAAUAAUGGCAAUUUAUUGAACACAGUCAGCAGUCUACACCUUAUGAAAUAUUUUAUAAGUUAUUGUCCAGAGUCUCACAUCGGUACUGCUGGCUUCAUUGUACAGCUCCUGAAUGGUCUUGUAUGCCGGUUGGUUCAAAUACAACUGUACAUGUAUACAAGUCGAUGUAACUCAAGGAGAGCAUCCGUAU